UUGGUGUAUUGUGAUCUUGCUGUAUAACUCACUCUGAUGUCUUGAGCACUUCUUGUCUGUAAUUUUGAACUCAGGACCACGACCAAAUAUAAGCGCUUGACCAUCACCCAACUCCACCCGAUCUCCAGAGACGUCAUUUACUAGCGUGCACUGCAUCUCCAUUCACAGAAAACUUAGCCUGGUGCAUUGGAAAACCUCCUGUUGAACAAAUCAAGUACUCAAUCUGCAAAACUAAGAGUGAAAAACACCUUUUGACCAACACAAGAUAACUGAAGCAUCAUGUCGCGUGAAGAUGACUACUGCUCCAUCAUGACUGGUCUAAGUGAGCUUGACCUUCAAGGAAAAGCAGUCCCUAGUGAUCUUGUGCUGAUCGGUUCUGAUGCCUUUCCACUUGCCAUGAAUCCAAGAGGUCAAGUUCUGAUGGCUGCAUCUCGUUACGGUCAGGGACGUGUGGUGGUGUUGGGACACGAAGACUAUUUGACCCGUUUCCCCGGCCUGAUAGAGAAUGCCCUAAUGUGGCUCAUGCCAUGUACCGGUGAUGCCAGCAUUGUAGGGAUUCAGAAGAAUUUAGGUCCAGUAGCUGACAACUUCCGCAAUUCGUCUAUCAGCACAGAGCUUGGAGAUUUUCGGGAGGGAUUGGCUGUAUAUAUCACAGAUGCUUACAGCGUUGAUGAUUGUGCAAAGGAUUUGAUUGCUUUUGUCAAAGCUGGGGGUGGUUUGAUUAUUGCUGGCCAAGCAUGGAACUGGGCUAAGGCUAAUCCAAAUAUGGAUGUUUUUCUGAACUUCCCCGGAAACAAGGUGUGCAGCGUCGCAGGAAUUUAUUUUUCAGAACAUCAGGGAAGACUUGGAGUGAUUCCUGUGCCUUCAAAUAUCCCUUCUAGUUGGCUUGCUGUAUCAAUUGUCAAGGAUUUUAAGAAUGACCUAGAAUUCCUUCUGAAUGAUGUGCCUGAGUUUGACAUUCAAGGCGGGGCUCUGCCUUCUGAGCUGAUGGUGCAUGGACCAUUAGCAUUUCGUAUCGCAGUAGCUCCACCUGGAAAAGUAUUCAUUGCAGGUGCCUACUAUGGACAAGGACGGGUAAUUGUGUUAACCCACGAAAACUACCUGGACCGUGAAGCUCUGUCCACUUUCCUGAUUAAUGCAAUCAACUGGCUGGAUGAGGGGCGUAAAGGCGUUAUUGGGAUUAAUCCCAGACUCGCAGGAGCCCAAAAAAUACUGAGCAAAUCUGGUCUGAACUGCCAGUUAACUAACUUCAGAGAAGAUCUCAGUGUCCACGUCUGCACUUCCUACAGUGAUGCCGAGUGUGAAAAGAUCCAAGAAUUUGUGGCAGAAGGUAGUGGUCUUCUGAUUGGAGGUCAAGCCUGGAAUUGGGCUCAUAAUAACCGUGGCCGCAAUGUUACGACUGAAUACCCAGGAAAUCGCAUUCUUAACAAGAUGGGACUGAGUAUUUUGGCCAGCACUGUAAAUGCAGGAUUAUACAAAGCCCCAGAAAUCAAGGAGGGUUUUAAAGAUGUGUACCACUUUCGUAAUGUACUGGGACACUUUGGGAAGCAUGUAACCAUGGGGCAAAAACUUGCUCCUCAUGUAGAGGGUUCCCUAAAACAACUUUGCAAUGACCUUACCAAAUACCUUCAUAUGCGUACAUAUGAUUGUGCUUCUUAUAAUUCAAUGGUAACUCAUUUUACCGACAUGGUGAAGGAGAUUGGUGUUCCACAGGUGGGUAGUAAGAGCCCUAUUAAAACUCCCAAAGACUACCUGAUGCUCCAAAUCGCGAGUGAACUUUACAAAACCGUGUCUGACCCUGAUGCCCUCCUGCCAUACAUCAUUAAGGAUAUACCUGACCUGCCCACUGUGACUGAUGCAAGAGUUCGCAUCAGUGCUGACACUGGUGGCGCUGAAGCAUGGAUAAGCACAGGCUUGUAUCUUUCUCCUGGUAUGAGGACACAGAUGGUAAUACCUCCAGAGCUCAUUGGGAAGAACUGGAAGGUCCAGAUUAAUUGCCACACAGAUAACAUUGGGGGUGCAGAUGUUUUGAGACGGGCUCCUGUGGUCCAUGAGCGCUUCUCGUUGUACAAUGAAAUGGUUCAGAUCAGUAAUCUAUGGGGAGGUCUCAUCUACCUAGUUGCACCUCCUAAAACCAAAGUAGAUGGGGUGGAAAUUGUGGUGCAGACUGCAGUACAGGCUCCGUACUUCAAGUCUGGAGAGACCAGUGUAGCCGAUUGGGUCGGUGGGAUCUGUAAGGCGCCAGCACCCUGGGCGGAGCUUGAAUUUGAGAACAUCAUCAUCACAUUACAUUCAGAUGUGAUACGGAAUCUGGAUCAUCCUGAUGAGGUGGCGAAACUUUGGGAUGCAAUAAUGAGAGGCAUAGCUGACCUGGCAGCAAUACCUCAUAAGUUCCCCCGCAAGGAGCGAAUUGUUGCAGAUGUUCAGAUCGCUGCUGGCUUUAUGCAUUCUGGAUAUCCCGUCAUGAUUCACUCCGGCUCCGCCCAAGAACUGAUCAAUCCAGAAGGUGCUCGUAAAAGUGGUAUAUGGGGACCUAUACAUGAGCUUGGUCAUAACCAACAGCGUGGAGUCUGGGAGUUUCGUCCACACACAUCUGAGUGCACCUGCAACCUGUGGUCAGUGUAUGUGCAUGAGGAGGUGCUUGGUGUCGACAGGGCUGCUGCUCACAAAAGCAUGACCCUAGAUAAUCGCCAGGCUCGCAUCAGAGAUUAUGUCAAAGGUGGCAGAGAUUUGAAAAAGUGGAUCGUGUGGACAGCACUGGAUACUUAUAUGCAGCUUCAAGAAAAAUUUGGCUGGGAUGCUUUCAAGAAGGUUUUUGCUGCCUAUCAUGUCAUGACUGGAGUGCCCAAAACCAAUCCAGGCAAGAUGAAUCUGUACGCUGAGACCUUCUCUAAGGUGGUGAACAUGAAUCUGUCAUCUUUCUUCAAAGCCUGGGGUUGGCCGAUCGAGCCCAGCACUGAACAGAAGAUCUCUCAUCUCCCCGAGUGGAGCGAUCAUCCUAUGAAGCAGUAUGCAUAAGACACCUGAGAGAGCUUUAAUAAUUACAGUGUGAAAUCUGAUUAAAAUAAGAUAUAAGAGUAGAUAAUGGUUAAUAGAGCUGCAAGGAUGACAAAAUUUUCAUAUGCCCAAAUCCAAAGACAAGUAAGCUCUUCCAGUUCUCUUGUCCCAACGUCAGUGUGUUUUUGGUUAAACGCCUUAAAUAAGAUCUUUGGUUACAAGCUUAAAAAAGUUAAAUAAGUUAAUUUUUUUCAUAAACACUUAAUUCAAGAACAUUUGUUUUAUUCCAUAAGGCAGAUUUUUUAUUUUUUUUUUUGCUUGUUUUAACGACAAUGUUUCUUUAAUUUUUGUAUGUUUUGUCUUAAAACUAGACUUUUUUUCCUAGGUCAUUUUGCUCAUCAAUAAAAUACAUCUUAAUUUAAAUUUUUUUUAGAUAUUUUUACUGAAAACAAGACAAAAAUACUAAGUAAGUCAGUCUUUUUUUUUUUGCAGUGUAGCUCAAUUUCCAAACUUUUUUUAUCCAAACUAGUUGUGUUCAUUGUUAAGAUUAUCUCGAUGGGCAAAACGUGUAAAUAUUAAAACCUUUUGUUGAGAACAUGCAGAGGUUAGUUUUGUGAUAAUCCAAAGCCUAUGGAAAAAUCUAAAUUUUUGUGGAGCGUACCCAUGUGAACCUUACCUCUUGGGCUGGCUUACAAAAAAUAUGUCAUCCCUACAGCUCUCUGGGUUGUUUAUAAAUACUGUAUAAUUUGUCUUUGUGAGCUUGGUGUGUUUUUUUUAAGCUUUAGAUUCAUUUAGUUUAUUUAUUUCGACAGUCUUGGUUGUAUCUCUAGGAAUUUUAUAGUGACAGGGGGGCUUAAAGUGCCAGUUUACAUUGGUCUCCCCAUAGAGGCACCACAAGCCGGUCAACUGUCCCUCUGUUUCAAGCCACAAUUAUUUAAAUAACCUCUCCUUUACUGCAAGCUUGUUUGAACACACUUGCUUUAUUAUACACCACACUGCCAGCCAAGAGUUCACUGAAGAGAGCCGUAGCAAGGUUGAAACAUCAACAUUUAUUCAUCCUGUGUGAAAUUAUGAAUCAGUUUUUAUUUAUUAGGGCCUGAGCAGCACUGAGAUAUUAUUUUCAUCUGAUGGGUCGUGUUGUCCAGGUUGAUAAAAAUGUGUUGCAGAGAUAACUGGGGAAAUUUGACACACAAAUUUUAAUUCUAGUAAAUAUGUCUCAAGGCAGAUUUAAAUCCAACAUUAAUACAAAUAAAGGGUAUCCCGAAAAAUUUUAUUGUCUCUCUAUCCUAAGCACCUAUCCGGGACUAACAGAUGUGC
Paramisgurnus dabryanus is the source of this 4314-nucleotide messenger RNA. RefSeq names its product TRPM8 channel-associated factor homolog. Gene Ontology annotation, molecular function: transmembrane transporter binding. Gene Ontology annotation, cellular component: plasma membrane. Gene Ontology annotation, biological process: positive regulation of protein targeting to membrane. The record is from RefSeq and is a predicted model, not a curated record. NCBI's taxonomy places the organism in Eukaryota, Metazoa, Chordata, Actinopteri, Cypriniformes, Cobitidae.